Bombyx mandarina (wild silkworm) is the source of this 719-nucleotide messenger RNA. RefSeq lists its product as uncharacterized. The record is from RefSeq and is a predicted model, not a curated record. Lineage: Eukaryota; Metazoa; Arthropoda; Insecta; Lepidoptera; Bombycidae.
ACUCGAGUCACUUGUACUUAUUGUUUCCACGUUGCUAUUGUUCACGAGGUACGGUCAGCAUGUCAAAUCUUAAAAGCGAAAGGAAACGCAAAGUAAUUCAUGGCGAGGGACGUGCCAUUAUUGCCCGCGUGUACCACUUUCUUCGAGACGAGUAUAAUUUUAUGAAAGCGAACAAUAUGGAUAAUUGUGAUUUAAGUCCUUUGGCUAAUAUACGGAAACGCACAGCUGAAGCUACAGGGAUCAGUGAACGAACUGUAACUGCAAUUUUAAAAGAAAAAAAAGAACUGCCAUCUUCUUCUGCAAGUUUUACUUCACCUAUGAAAAAACGACGUAAGAGAAAUAAUAAAUUUGAUUUAGACAACAUGAAUCUUGAAGUCAUUCGUACUACUGUGCAAAAUUUCCAUAAUGUACAAAAUCAAAAACCAACAUUGGAAAAUUUGCGAUCAGUUUUGAAAGAAAAGAUUGGGUUUGAUGGAUGCUUAAACACAUUACGUUCGAUACUAAAGAAACUAGGCUACAAAUGGAGAAAAAUUGGAAACGGCAGAGAAGCAUUACAAGAGAGACAGUUUCAGUUUAUUAUAAAUGUCAGUAAAGAUGAUGACAGUGACAAUGACAGUAAAAGUGUAGAAAUGUUCGAUGAAGGUAGUGAUAUAAAUUAACAUGAUUUAUUACUAAUAAUAAAUGAGGUAGCUUUUUAUUUUGUAUAGAGUUAAGGUACC